This is a messenger RNA of Haemonchus placei, 450 nucleotides long. The record is from the annotation of a GenBank genome assembly. NCBI's taxonomy places the organism in Eukaryota, Metazoa, Nematoda, Chromadorea, Rhabditida, Trichostrongylidae.
AUGGUGCAGAAUGACGCCAGCUCAUUCGAAAUGAAACAGUCGAAUGGUUGCAAUACGAACGAAGCCGACUCGCAGAAACUGGUUUUGCAAUAUGCUCCACGCAUCAAUCUCUCAUUAGCUUCCACGCAUCGUCUACGUGAGGGCGGUAUGGCUCUACUCGCCUGUGCUGUUGACGCGAAACCGAUUGAUGAUAUACGGAUCUCGUGGUUCAAGAACGGGAACCUGCCUCUCCCACAGACCACAGACACUCUGGUCUUGGAAUCUCUCAAAAUGGAAGAUCAUCGAAGUGAAUACACCUGUCAAGCAUCGAACGCAAUCGGUACCAGUCAAGCAUCGCUGAAGAUGGAUGUAUCAUCGGAAGAAGAUGCCAUGGUUAGGGGAAGUUUUGGCGCGGUGCAGGGGAUCCUACACCGGCUCCGAUUAAUGGUCAACUUAUCCGUUUCAGGUUGA